This is a messenger RNA of Pseudoliparis swirei, 10305 nucleotides long. It is a transcript of the gene fryl, whose product is annotated as furry homolog, like. The transcript is spliced from 63 exons. NCBI's taxonomy places the organism in Eukaryota, Metazoa, Chordata, Actinopteri, Perciformes, Liparidae. Gene Ontology annotation, cellular component: site of polarized growth; cell cortex. Gene Ontology annotation, biological process: cell morphogenesis; neuron projection development. The record is from RefSeq and is a predicted model, not a curated record. Bases 308 to 9853 code for a protein of 3181 amino acids.
CCCCAGCACGUCUUGUUUUUUUAAUGCUUCCAGGGGUGAGCAGACAGGUAAAAGUUGCAGCGUCAGAAGUUUCUUCCUCUCUCCGACCUGAAUUAACGACUAAAGGAAGGAAGCUGUGUACUUUUGGAGUGUCUGAGCCCCCCCCUCGACGCCCCCACCCCCCACCCAUGCAGGCCCUGACGGUGAGCGACCGUGCAGCCGGAGCCGGGAUGGAAAUGAGUUAAACGAGACAGACGGACAGGUAGAUUUUUUUUUUUUGUGUGGAGAAUGCCGUGACGCAGGCGGGUCGCAUAGAAAAGCCAGAAUCAUGGAGUUCCUGAGGAGCCUGGUUCCUCACGCCAUGUCGGGGGAGGGACCCGUGGAACACUGGGGGGUCCUGCCCCGGGACACGGGCCCGCGGCUCCUCGGCAUCCGGCGCCUGGGCCUGCUGGCCAUGGGACAGACCAUCGAGGAGGUCCCGGCGGACCCGGUGCCCGGGGUCGAUCCGGGCCGCUGGAACCGAACCGGCCUCAAAGGAAACAUCCGUCAUAUUAGAAAAUUCUCCUUUUUCGGUCACGCCGCCGGCGGCGUCAGGGUUCACGAUGCUUCUCCACCGGUCAGCAGCAGCAGCGUGAGUAGGCGCCGCGCCCCCUCCUCGGUGACCCCCCUCUCGUGGGAGAAGCACAGCGCCGCCGCCGCCAUGUCGAGCAUCACCAUCGACCCCGAGCUCAAGCCCGGCGAGUACGUCAUCAAGAGUCUGUUCGCCGAGUUCGCCGUGCUCGCCGAGAAGAAGAUCGAGAUGGUGAUGGCCGAGCCGCUGGAGAAGCCCCUGUCCCGAUCUCUCCAGAGAGGGGAAGAUGCACAAUUUGACCAGUUAAUAAGCUCUAUGAGCUCAAUAGCAGAACACUGUUUGCCCUCCCUCCUGCGCACGCUGUUCGACUGGUACCGGAGGCAGAGCGGCACCGAGGACGAGUCCUACGAGUACCGGCCGCGCUCUAGCACCAAGUCCAAAGGAGACGAGCAGCACCGGGACAAAGACUACCUUCUGGAGCGGAGAGACUUAUCCAUAGAUUUCAUUUUUUGUUUAGUUUCGGUGGAAGUUCUGAAACAGAUUCCUCUUCACCCAGUUCCAGAUGUUCUCGUACACGAAGUCCUGAACCUGGCAUUCAAGCACUUUAAACACAAAGAGGGGUACUGUGGCCCAAACACUGGCAAUGUGCACAUCAUCGCAGACCUGUACGCCGAGGUCAUCGGAAUCCUGACGCAGUCAAAGUUUCAGGCUGUGAGGAAGAAGUUCAUCACAGAGCUGAAGGAGCUCCGGCUGAAGGAGCAGAGUCCCUACGUGGUCCACAGCGUCAUCAGCCUCAUCAUGGGCAUGAAGUUCUUCAGGGUCAAAAUGUAUCCGGUGGAGGAUUUUGAGGCUUCUUUCCAGUUCAUGCAGGAGUGUGCUCAGUAUUUCCUGGAGGUCAAAGACAAGGACAUCAAACACGCCCUGGCCGGCCUCUUCGUGGAGAUCCUCAUCCCGGUGGCCGCGGCCGUGAAGAACGAGGUCAACGUGCCGUGCCUCAAGAACUUCGUGGAGAUGCUCUACCAAACGACCUUUGAACUCAGCUCCAGGAAGAAGCACUCUUUGGCUCUGUACCCUCUGGUGACCUGCCUGCUGUGUGUCAGUCAGAAGCAGUUCUUCCUCAACAACUGGCACAUCUUCCUCCAGAACUGCCUCUCGCACCUCAAGAUGCCGUCUAACAACAGCAUCCGAAAGCAGAUUGAGACGCUGCAGAACAAAGACCCCAAAAUGUCUCGUGUGGCUCUGGAGUCGCUCUACAGGCUGCUCUGGGUUUACAUCAUCAGGAUCAAGUGUGAGAGCAACACUGUGACACAGAGUCGACUACUCAGCAUCGUUUCAGCACUUUUCCCCAAAGGCUCCCGCAGCGUGGUGCCCAGGGACACGCCGCUCAACAUCUUCGUCAAGAUCAUCCAAUUCAUCGCUCAGGAACGACUGGACUUCGCCAUGAAGGAGAUCAUCUACGACCUCCUGUGCGUGGGCAAGUCUCACAAAACCUUCGCCAUCAACCCGGAGAGGAUGAACAUCGGCCUGCGAGCCUUCCUGGUGAUCGCCGACAGCCUCCAGCAGAAGGACGGGGAGCCCCCGAUGCCCACCACCGGGAUCAUCAUGCCCUCCGGCAACACCAUGCGCGUCAAGAAGAUCUUCCUCAACACCACCCUCACCGACGAGGAGGCCAAGGGCAUCGGCAUGUCGGUGUACUACCCUCAAGUCAGAAAGGCCUUAGACAACAUCCUGAGACACCUGGACAAGGAGGUGGGACGCUCCAUGAGCAUGACCAACGUGCAGAUGUCCAACAAGGAGCCCGAGGACAUGAUCACGGGCGAGAGGAAGCCAAAGAUCGAUCUGUUUCGUACGUGCGUGGCCGCCAUCCCACGCCUGAUCCCGGACGGCAUGAGCAGACAAGACCUCAUAGAACUUCUCGCCAAACUGACCAUCCACAUGGACGAGGAACUGCGCGGCCUGGCCUUCACGACCCUCCAGGCCCUGAUGGUGGACUUCCCGGAGUGGCGCGAGGACGUCCUCUCGGGCUUCGCGUACUUCGUGGUGCGCGAGGUGACGGACGUCCACCCCACGCUGCUGGACAACGCCGUCAAGAUGCUGCUGCAGCUGCUCAGCCAAUGGAGGCAGGCGGUGCAGAGCAGCAACAAGAGCCACGACGCCAAGGGCUCGAGCGGCGGCCAUUCUCUGUCCCUGGAGCGCCCCCCUCUGCUGGGCGUGCUGCACGUGGUGGAGGGCUUGGCCCUGGUGGUGCUCUGCAGCUGCCGGCCGGCCACCAGGCGGCUGGCCGUCAACGUCCUCAAGGAGGUCCGCGCGCUGCACACGGCGCUGGGCGUCGGCAAGGGAGACGAGGAGCUCGCCAUCGACGUGAUGGACAGACUGAGCGCGUCGGUGUUGGAGAGCUUCAUUCACCUCACGGGGGCCGACCAGAGCAACCUGCUGUUCUGCCCCAGUGGCAUCGACCUGCAGACGCUGGCGGAGUGGAGCUCGUCUCCCAUCAGCCACCAGUUCGACGUGGUGAGCCCCUCCCACAUCUGGGUGUUUGCACACGUCACUCAGGGCCAGGACCCCUGGGUCAUCAGCUUCUCCAGCUACCUGCGGCAGGAGAACCUCCCCAAGCUCUGCCCCACCGCCCUCAACUACGCCUGGAUGUUCGCCUACACGCGGCUGCAGCUGCUGUCGCCGCAGGUCGACAUCAAUAGCCCCAUCAACGCCAAGAAGCUGAACAGCCUGACCAGCAGUGACUCGUACAUCGGCCUGUGGAGGAACUACCUGAUCCUGUGCUGUAGCUCCGCCUCCUCCUCUCCCUCCAUGUCCUCCUCGUCCUCCACCUCCGGCUCCGUCCGCUGCUCCCCGCCCGAGACGCUGGCGUCCACGCCGGACAGCGGCUACAGCUACGACUCCAAGAUCGUCGGCACUCCGUCCCCCUCGUCCCUCUUCAAACACAUCGUCCCCAUGAUGCGCUCCGAGUGCAUGGACAUCACGGAGUCUCUGGUGCUGGGCCUUGGCAGGACCAACCCCGUGGCCUUCAGAGAGCUGAUCGAGGAGCUCAACCCCAUCAUCAAAGAAGCCCUAGAAAGAAGACCUGAGAACAUGAAGCGGCGCAGGCGGCGCGACAUCCUCAGAGUCCAGCUGGUCCGCAUCUUUGAGCUGCUGGCCGACGGCGGCGUCAUCAGCCAGAUAACCAGCGGCGGGUUGGACGGGGAGAGCCACUCCCUGAACAGCACGCUGCUGGAGUACGUGGACCUGACCCGGCAGCUGCUGGAGGCCGAGAACGACAAGGACUCGGACAUGCUGAAGGACAUCCGCUGCCACUUCAGCGCCCUGGUGGCCAACAUCAUCCAGAACGUCCCGGUCCACCAGAGGAGGACCAUCUUCCCCCAGCAGUCCCUGAGGCACAGCCUGUUCAUGCUGUUCAGCCACUGGGCCGGACCCUUCAGCAUCAUGUUCACGCCCCUGGACCGCUACAGCGACCGCAACAUGCAGAUCAACAGGCACCAGUACUGUGCUCUGAAGGCCAUGUCUGCCGUGCUGUGCUGUGGCCCCGUGGCCGACAACGUGGGGCUCUCCUCAGACGGAUACCUCUACAAGUGGCUGGACAACAUCCUGGACUCUCAGGACAAGAAGGUCCACCAGCUGGGCUGCGAGGCCGUGAUGCUGCUGCUGGAGCUGAACCCGGACCAGAGCAACCUGAUGUUCUGGGCCGUGGACCGCUGCUACACCGGGUCGCGCCGCGUGGCCGCCGGCUGCUUCCGGGCCAUCGCCAACGUCUUCCACAACAGGGAUUACCAGUUUGACACGGUGGUGCUGUUGAACCUGAUCCUCUUCAAGGCGGCCGACUCCUCCCGGGAGAUCUACGAGGUGGCCAUGCAGCUGCUGCAGAUCCUGGAGCCCAAGCUCUUCCGCUACGCCCACAAGCUGGAGAUCCAGCGUGCGGACGGCAUCCUGACUCCGCCCUCUCCGCUGCCGCACCUCUACAGCGUGUCGUACUACCAGCUGUCAGAGGAGCUGGCGAGGACCUACCCCGAACUCACGCUGCCCAUCUUCUCAGAGGUGAGCCAGCGGAUCCAGACGGCGCACCCCGGUGGCCGCCAGGUGAUGCUGCACUACCUCCUGCCGUGGAUGAACAACGUGGAGCUGGUCGACUUCAAGGCGGCCGCGCGGCGCCCGGACGACGGCGGCGGCGAGGAGGACGAGCGCGACACCACGAUGGUCAACAGCCGGCGCUGGCUGCGCGGCGAGGGCUGGGGCUCGCCGCGCGCCACCUCCAUGGUGCUCAACAACCUCAUGUUCAUGACCGCCAAGUACGGAGACGAGUUCGCGUGGUCGGAGAUCGAGAACGUCUGGACCACGCUGGCCGACAGCUGGCCGAAGAACCUGAAGAUCAUCCUGCACUUCCUCAUCGGCAUUUCGGGCGUGGGCAGCGAGCCCAGCCUCCUGCCCUACGUGAAGCGGGUCGUGGUCUACCUGGGCAGAGACAAGACGAUGCAGCUGCUGGAGGAGCUGAUGAGCGAGCUGGAGCUCACGGAGCCCGUCUGCUCGGCCGUGACGCACAUGGACAACCCGCCGUUCUACCGCAUCUCCUCCAGCCACAAGGUCCCCUCCGUCACCUCCGGAACGACAUCCAGCACCAACACCAUGGUUCCAGGUAGCGAGGGUCAUCACGACAGCAAGAUCAAAGACUCCAACAUGGAGGACAGCUACACCCACCUGGACAUCUACAGCGGGCUGAACAGCAACCUGAACCGGCAGCACCACCGCCUGGAGUCGCGCUACAGCAGCAGCUCUGGAGGCUCCUACGAGGAGGAGAAGAGUGACUCCAUGCCUCUUUACGCCAACUGGCGUCUGAAGGUGAUGGAUCACGACCGGCCCGAGCCACUGCCCUUCCCCCCCACGGGGGGCUGCUGGUCCCCCCUCGUGGACUACCUGCCGGAGACCAAUUCCCCCGGCGUGCCCCUCCACAGGUGCAACAUCGCAGUCAUCCUCCUCACGGACCUGAUCGUGGACCACGGGGUCAAAGUGGAGUGGGGUGCCUACCUGCACCUCCUGCUCCAUGCAAUCUUCAUAGGCUUUGACCACCAGCACCCGGAGGUGUACGAGCACUGCAAGCGUCUUCUGCUCCACCUGCUCGUGGUCCAGGGCGCCAACAGCAGCGUCCAGUCCGUGGCCAUGGUGCUGUUGCGCAACCGAGACUACAACGAGCCGCGGGUCCUGACCGUGAAGCCGGUGGCGCCGGAGAUCAACCUCACGGGAGUCCAGGAGCUCUUGUCGGACUGCCAGCCGUCCCCCAUGACGGACUCCGGCCUCAGCUCCAGCUCCACCUCCUCCAGCAUCAGCCCGGGCGCCGCCCUCCCGCACCUCGCCCCCCCGCACCUCGCCCCCCCGCUCCUCAGCGAGGUCGACGCCACCGCCGAGCAGGACGAGAAGGUCAAGUCUCUCAUCGAGUUCAUCACCUCCAGGAAGCGCGGCCCGCUGUGGAACCACGAGGACGUGUCGCCCAAGAACCCGAACAUCAAGAGCGCCGAGCAGCUGAGCGUCUUCGUCCGCCACGUGGCGACCGUCUUCAAGCUGUCGCCCUCAGGCUUCCAGCUGGAGUUGUUGCUGAGCGAGGUCGCCCUCCAGACGGCGCUGUCGUGCUCCUCGCGCCACUACGCCGGCCGCUCGUUCCAGAUCUUCCGGGCGCUCAAGCAGCCGCUGACGCUCGCCACGCUGUCCGACAUCCUGUCUCGGCUGGUCGAGACCAUCGGGGACCCGGGAGAGGAGGCGCAGGGCUUCGUCAUCGAGCUGCUCUUGACUCUGGAGUCGGGCAUCGACGCGCUGGCCGACACGGUGAAGAACUACGACCUCCUCACCGCCUUGGCGCAGACCUCCGCCCGCGACCACCUGCUGCUGGGUCCCAAGUUGGCCGCCAACAGGAAGAGCACGGGGCAGCUGAACCUGAGCAGCGGCGGCCUCUUCCACAACGCCCACGCCCGCAGCAGCUCGCUGCGCGCCAGCCUGAUGGGCGAGCGGAAAGCCGACCGGCGUCGCAGCAACACGCUCGACGUCGCCGACCGGCUCGCCGGCAGCCACGGCAACCUGGCGCGCACCCAGAGCUUAUCGUCGCUGGGCGGCGGCGGGGGUCCAGGAGGGGACGCCAUCCCCCCCGUGGACCCUUCCAACCUGAUGGCCACCGUGUUCUGGAUCGCCGCCUCGCUGCUGGAGUCGGACUACGAGUUUGAGUACCUGCUGGCCCUGCGGCUACUGAACAAGCUGCUGGGCCAGUUGCCCCUGGACCGCGUGGACAGCCGUGAGCGGCUGGAGAAGGUCCAGGCCAAGCUCAAGUGGUUCAGCUUCCCCGGGCUGCUGCAGCUGCUCCUCAAGGGCUUCACCUCGGCCUCCACGCAGGAGCUCACCAUCCACCUGCUCAGCAAGCUCAUCAGCGUGUCCAGGCAGACGCUGGUGGACCCGUCGCAAGUGGCAGGUUUCCCCCUGAACAUCCUGUGCCUGCUGCCGCACCUCAUCCAGCACUUCGACAGCCCGACGGCGUUCUGCAAGGAGACGGCCGACAAGAUCGCCAAGCUGUGCGCGGAGGAGAAGUCGGCCACGCUGUCCAACCUGGCCCACAUGCUGAGCCUGUACAGCACGCACAGCUACUCCCGGGACGCCACCAGCUGGAUCAACGUGGUGUGCCGCUACCUGCACGACGCCUUCGCCGACAUCACCCUCAACCUGGUCACCUACCUGGCAGAGCUGCUGGAGAAAGGCCUUCCCAGCAUGCAGCAGUCCUUGCUGCAGAUCAUCCACAGCCUGCUGAGCCACAUCGACCUCUCGGCCGCCCCCGUCAAGCAGUUCAACCUGGAGAUCAUGAAGAUCAUCAGUAAAUACGUCCAGAGCCCCCAUUGGAAGGAGGCGCAGAACAUUCUGAAGCUGGUGGUGUCGCGCUCCGCCAGCCUGGUGGUGCCCGACGACGUGCAGCGCUCCUACAGCACCGAGUCCUGCGGCUCCCCGGAGAUCGCCUUCACGCGCAUAUUCAACAACUCCUCCAAGGAGCUGCCCGGGAAGACCCUGGACUUCCACUUCGACAUCUCGGAGACGCCGAUCAUCGGGCACAAAUACGGUGACCAGCGCACGGCGGCGGGCCGGAACGGGAAGCCGCAGGUGAUCGCCGUGACGAGGAGCACCUCCUCCACGUCGUCCGGCUCCAACUCCAACGGGCUGGUGCCGGUGAGCUGGAAGAGGCCUCAGCUCUCACAGAGAAGAACCAGAGAGCGGCUGAUGAACGUCUUGUCUUUAUGCGGCCCGGAGUCUGGCAUGCCCAAGAAUCCCUCAGUGGUGUUCUCGUCCAACGAGGAUCUGGACUCCGCGGACCAGCAGACCAGCCUCAUCCCCACCGUGGAGGAGGUGGUCCGGGAGGAGGAGCUGCAGGGAGAAGACGCCGGCAGCGAGCAGCAGUUUGGCGUCUUCAAGGACUUUGACUUCUUGGACGUGGAGCUGGAGGACGCCGAGGGCGAGAGCAUGGACAACUUCAACUGGGGCGUGCGGCGCCGCUCCCUGGAGAGCAUGGACAAAGGGGACACGCCCUCGCUGCAGGAGUGCCAGUACGCCGGCAGCACGCCGAGCCUCAACCUCACCAACCACGAGGACACGGACGAGUCGUCGGAGGAGGAGGGGCCGGGCGCCGGCGGCCAGAGCCUCCUCGCCCGCUCCGGCCUGCUCCACAGCGACUCCGCUGACCCGGCCUCCAACCACGUGGACGCCCUGCAGCGCUCUCAGGAGGAGGCCCCGCCCCCCCCGCCCUCCUCGCCCCCCCUCCCCCGGGCGGACAGCCCCCCCUCGGAGGCGGUGCGCCCCGACGGCAGCCGGCGGCCUGAGGACGCCGUGAGCGCGACGGCGGCGGCGGACGAUCUAAGCAGCGGCGUGAGCGAGGACACGGGGUUUUGCAGCGCCCCCCCUCUGCCCCCUGACCCCUCGGAGCCGUGUGACCCCCUGGAGACCCGGGAGCCUCGGGAAGACCUGGACCCGGCGGCCCCUCCCCCGCCGGCCAUAGACGCUCCGCCGGGGUCCCUCUGUUGUGAGGAGGACCCCCAGAGGCUCCUCCCCCUGUCGCUGCCCACGGCACCGGAGACCGACCCGGACCCGGACAGCACCUGUGGGUCCGGGUGGGAGGAGGACGUGACCCGGGCCCUGAAGGAGCUGGACGAGCGCUGUGAGGAGGAGGAGGCCGACUACUCCAGCAUGUCCAGUCAGGAUGAGGGCGACUGCUUCCCGGAGGUCCGGCCCUCUCCGCCCCCGUCGCCCUUCCUCUCCGCCAUCUUGGCGGCGUUCCAGCCGGUCGCCUGCGACGACGAGGAGGACGCCUGGCGUUGCCACGUCAACCAGAUGCUGUCGGACACCGACGGCUCCUCCGCCGUGUUCACCUUCCACGUGUUCUCCAGGCUCUUCCAGAGCAUCCAGAGGAAGUUCGGCGCCGUCACUCACGCCUCCGUCCGUUUCCUUGGCGACCGGCUCCAGCGAAUGGGCAACCAGUUCCUCAGCUCGCUGGAGGUCAUGACCUCGCGCUCGCGCUGCCCCACCGUGCUGCUGGACGCCGAGACGCUGGUCUCUUGUGGACUGUUGGAGACUCUGAAGUUUAGUGUGCUGGAGCUGCAGGAACACCUGGACACCUACAACGCCAAGAGGGAGGCGGCGGAGCUCUGGCUGGAGAACUGCAGGAAGACCUUCGGGGACAAAGAUGGCAGCCAGCAGCCCGACACUCAGGCUCAGCAAAUGGAAAAUCUAGCAGAGCUGGAGUUGUGCCGCCGGCUCUACAAGCUGCACUUCCAGCUGCUGCUGCUGUUCCAGGCCUACAGCAAGCUCAUCAGCAGGGUGGACUCCAUCAAGAGGGAGGCCCAGGUGACCAACAUGUCCGAGGAGCUCAGCGUCCUCGAGGGCUGUCUGAAGGAGGCCGAGGCGGGAAACGGCGGCCAGGAGGACGUGUGCAUGUCGGACUCCCCCCCGACCGACACGGAGACCGCCAUCCAGGCCCUCCUCGAAACGCUGAGGGCCAGAGACUUCGGCGCCGCACUCACACAGGUCAAGGUCUUCAGGUCUCUGUGGCCCAACGACAUCUUCGGCAGCGAGGCCGACGACGCGGUCCAGACGCUGCUGCACGUUUACUUCCGGCACCAGACGCUGGGCCAGCCCGGCUGCCUGGCCGUGGUGGGCCGCGGCGGGGACCCGUCGCAGGCCGCCGCCCGCCUCACGGAGCUCAACCUGCAGAUCCGAGAGGCUCUGGGUCGGGCCCAGGCCCGCCCCCCCCUCACCACCACGGUCAGCACCGGACUGUGAGAGCCACCGGUUCUGGUUCUGCACCGGACCGGACUAGUAGCACCCCCCUCAGCGAGGGGCUCCACCGUAAGGGCUCACGGACGAGUGGGACGAGACCCUUCAUAUAUUAUUGCUACGCGUAUGAAUGCUUUAAGCCCACCUCGUGUUCCCGGGCCGAGCCGAACGAGCAGAAUCCCGUUGCAAUAAGUUGGUGUCGUCACCCGGGAAACAACAAGCGGACGCAGCGGCGAGGACUUUAUUUUAUUUUUAUUUCUUGCUGGAUCGAACCUGAUUGGUCCAUCACAGCGACCUCGUGAGGGGGGGGGGGGGUCCGGAUGAUGCAACAGAAGCAUGUGAAACGGAUCCAGGAACUUUGUUUUGUUUUUGUUUUUUCAAAAGAAGCUUGAAAGAAGAAAAAAAAACACUGCAAGAAUAUUUUUUGGAGAAAUGUAUUUUUUAUUCGAGCUAACAUC